AUGAAUAUGAGCCAGCAGUGGGCCCAGGUGGUGAAGGCCAACAGCAUCCUGGCCUGUUCAGAUCUCCUCAUUGAUAGUGAAAUGGAAGGUGUUAUCUGUCAGAUAGAACAUCGGAUUUCCAGACUUGAAAGAGUCCUCUACUUCCUAAAGAUGAUAACAGCAUCUGGCGGAAAAAUAUUUGCUACCAGUGAGAAAAAAGCUGAUUUCCAUACUACACUGACAAAAUGCAAAGAGGCUGGAGGGUCUAUUGCCACUCCAAGAAACCCAGAUGAGAAUGAUGCCAUUCUGUACUUUGUGAAAACUUUUAAUACCUAUGCCUACCUGGGGAUAAAGGAAUGUCUAAUUCCAAGUACAUUCCAGUUCCUGGGCAGUCGACAGGUGAGCUAUACUAACUGGCAUUUAAAUGAACCUUCUAGCAAAGAGGAAGAAGAAUGUGUGGAGAUGUACACUGAUGGCACUUGGAAUGACAAAAGCUGCAACAAGAAUCGCCUUAUUGUCUGCCAGUUCUAG
Haliaeetus leucocephalus (bald eagle) is the source of this 510-nucleotide messenger RNA. RefSeq names its product pulmonary surfactant-associated protein A-like. The transcript has 3 exons. Gene Ontology annotation, molecular function: signaling receptor activity. Lineage: Eukaryota; Metazoa; Chordata; Aves; Accipitriformes; Accipitridae. Bases 1 to 510 code for a protein of 169 amino acids. The record is from RefSeq and is a predicted model, not a curated record.